This is a messenger RNA of Rhagoletis zephyria (snowberry fruit fly), 1416 nucleotides long. Lineage: Eukaryota; Metazoa; Arthropoda; Insecta; Diptera; Tephritidae. The record is from RefSeq and is a predicted model, not a curated record.
AUGGCUUUUCAGUUGAUCCGCUGUGGCCUAGCCUCGGCCAAGUUGAACCCACUGGCUCGCUAUUCAUCUCAUGCCGCUCACAAGUUUUCGCAUGCUCUUCAAAGUGCACCAGCAACUGAACUAACGGUGCUUGACAAUGGAAUUCGAGUUGCCACGGAAAAGACCAGCUCUCCAACUGCGACCAUCGGUGUGUGGGUUGAAGGUGGAUCUCGCUACGAAUCGGCCGAGCUGAAUGGAAUCGCCAACUUCAUCGAGCGCCUCCUUUUCAAAGGAUCGAAAACUCGCUCUAAAAAGCAGCUGGAGAAGGAUGUUUAUGGACUGGGUGCAGUUCUGAACUCGUACAAUGAUCGAGAGAGCAGCGGCUUCUAUGCUACUGUCGCUCCGGGUGACGUGUCAAAGGCUUCUGAGCUGUUGGCUGACCUCAUUCAAAACCCAGCUCUUUCCUCUGAAAACAUUGAAGAGACCCGCAAUGAAGUUCUUAAAGAGUUGGAGGAGUCGCAGUCUAACCACGAGCAAGUCGUCAUGGACUACCUUCACUCUGUGGCUUUCCAAAACACCUCUCUGGCGCAGUCCAAAUUUGGCUCUACUGAAAAUAUUCAGCGCUUCACCAAGGAUCACAUUGAACAAGGCCUGGAUCUAUUUUUCAAAGGACCUCGCAUGGUUAUUGCUGCCAGUGGCAAUGUUGAACACGAUCAAAUUGUCAAGCUAGCUCAGCAAGGUUUCAAAGGAGUUUCUACGGUUUAUGAAAAGAACGGUAUCCCCAGUUCACCAGUCGGCCAUUACACUGGCAGUGAUAUCCGCGUUCGUGACGACUCGAUGGACGCCGCCUAUGUGGCUUUUGCUGUUGAGGGCCCAGGAUACAACAACCCUGAUUACGUUGCAAUGAAAGUCGCUUCUUCGCUUUACGCUCCCUGGGAUCUCACUCACGGUGGAGGUGAAAACCUUUCCAACUACUAUGGUCUGGUUUCGGCUUCUGACCACUUGACACAGGCGGUCAAACCAUUCAACCUCGCCUACAAGGAUACCGCUUUGUGGGGUGUUUAUUUUAUUGGUGAGCGAAUGAAGCUUGCUGAUAUGUGCUGGCAAAUUCAGCAUCAGUGGAAGCGACUGUACCUGGAAAUUGCCAACAAUGAGAUCCGCUUCGGAAAGAAUAACCUCCUCACCAAGCUUAUAACUCAGCGAGACGGCUCUGCCAGCAACGCCAACAGCAUUGCUUCUGAUGUCCUCCGUUUUGGCCGCCGAAUCAGCCUUGAAGAGUGGCAGUCAAAGAUAGCCCAAGUGAACUCUGACAAAAUUCACCAGAUGGGCGAAAAGUACUUCUGGGAUCAGUGCCAUGCCAUGUCAUCUCUCGGUCCAGUUGAAGAGCUGCCCGUCUACGAUGACCUCCGAAUGACGAUGUCCUGGGUUCGCUACUAA